Messenger RNA from Haemonchus placei, 273 nucleotides. The record is from the annotation of a GenBank genome assembly. Lineage: Eukaryota; Metazoa; Nematoda; Chromadorea; Rhabditida; Trichostrongylidae.
AUGGUCACAGGACCUAUGGGGAAAGGGCGUGAAAAAAUCAAAUUGUCCAGCGUUCUCUGUAGUGCCGGCGCACCAAUUGAUUGCGAUGCUGUUGAAGAUAGCAAUGAUCUUGACGACGACGGUGAGGAAGACGUGGAUGGCGUUGACAAUGACGAAGGGGACAAUGACGGUGGGGCCGCUUGGACGCCUGCACGUCCACCGGAUCGUGAACGAGGCGGCGAACAAGGCACCCGCAAGUACGGUUCUGUCAUUUCUUCUAGCAGGUUCUGCUAA